UAUUAAAUUGUUUAUAAGUUUAUUUACCGAAUCGAGCUGUUAUGACAAACUUGUAUGGAGCCACGACAUGCAUUCUAUAUAGCAUGAUUCGGCUAGAUUUUAUACCACUCCAUAAUAAAAACAACUCCAGACAAACUUACACAUAACCAUUGACUUCAGUACAUAUUGCACAAGCACUAUUUGCCUAAAGUCGCUUCCCCUACACAAGAAUACACAAAACGUUUGUCUGGUAAAAAAUAGCCACACUCCCACGCUUAUGCAGUUGCUAUGGUCACCAUAAAAUCUUCCGGUUGCUAAGGCCGAAUUUAAAAUAUGGACGUCCAAUUUUAUUAGUUUGCGGACGGGGUAGAAGUCGGGAUUUGAGUGGUUUUUUAGAGCGACUUGUGACACUGUAGCUGUUUAAAGAAAUGGCUGAAUCGUAAGUAAAAGCUUAGCAGUCCUUUGAAGUCAUUUCACAGUGAUUUUUCACACUUAAUGUUUGUUACGAUUUGUUUAGAGUUAAAGUCGCCGUUCGUGUGCGUCCCUUCAAUUCAAGGUAAAUUUAAAUGCCCAAUUUCUUUUUUAUCUGUACCAUUAGUCUGCAACCUGUAUUAUAUUUUCAUAUAGGGAAAAGGACCGAAAUUCAAAAUGUUGUAUCGACAUGCCGACCAAAACUAUGACUCGAAUACAAGACCCCGAAAACCCAGGUACCCGCUUGAAAUACUUGAACCGUUGAAUGUAACAAAUAAAUGUUAUAUUUGCAACUGUUCAAAUUCGGGAAAUUUCGAAUCAAAUUCUAUCAUGUUCUUAGAAAUAUUAAAGUAAAAUAUUUGUACUUAUAAUACUUUUUGUCGUUGUUGUUUUAGACCAACCACCGAAGGAAGUAAGUGAAUUCUGUUUAGUUAUAAAUUUUAGAGUGAAUUCUAGUGAACUAAUUCCUUGUCGACAAGAAUAGAUUUUCACACCGUACAUAUUAAAGUCGUUAAAUAAAUGUAUGAUAAUUCUAAUUUCAAUUACCGCUUGCAUUGAUAUUCUAACACUGUUAUAUUAAUUUAUUUCAGUUCACAUUUGACUUUUCAUAUUGGUGAGUGUGUCCAAAGUUUGCAGACAUUAACAAAUAUAUGCAAAUAUAUACUCAUUUGUUAUAUUGUGGGUUUGUAUAUGAAUAUUACACGUUGUUCAAAUAUAUAUUAUAUCAAAUAUAUAGGUCUCAUGAUGGCUACGAAGUCACUGCGGAAGGCAUGUGUGUCGGUACAAACCCAAAAUACGCAGAUCAAAGAAACGUAUUUGACGAUCUUGGACAAGGGGUGCUCAACAAUGCAUUCAAAGGUGCCAAUUAGAAAUUAUUCAUAAACGCGUAUUUUAGCCUAUAUAAAGCUCUUUAUGCAUAAGCAAGCUUUCACAAAUGAGAUUUUACUUAAUAUGCUUGUUAUCCUAACAUUUAAAGUAAUCUCUUAAAGCUGUUUUCUGAGCGCCCAGCUACCUCAAUGCUAAAUUUAAAAUGCUAUAUUUAAAUUUGCAUUCGGGCAAUAAUGCAUCUAUAAUCGGUUUUCUUUGAGUUAAUUAGUGCUAUUUAAUAGGGUGAAAAUAAUUCAUACUUUACAAUAGACCUGCUGAAUAUGGUUUAUAUUUAUGUAUUUGGAAAGAGACACUUAUUCCUACUUGCCUUGUUUUUGAUGGAUUUUUUGAUAGUCUAAGAGUUUCAUUCACAAGUUACCAAAAUUUUUGACAAACUUUUCUGCAGGCAACUUUUGGAGUCUCCAAGUCUGAUCGAACAGCUUGUAGGCCCACUUCCCCUAUUUAUACAGUAAUAUCAUUGACUCUGACAGCUGCAGAUUGAAAGAGAUAACAGCUACUUGAAAAAAUAUACAAUAAGCAGAACUUGAAAAAAUAUACUAACAGUAAGCGAAGGCCUUUCAUAAUCGGGAUGUUUUAGUUCAGUUAUUGUUUAUACUCUGUCGAUCCCUAUAUAUAAUGCUAGUACUUGGUUAUAUGGCAUUUAUAACACUGUUACAACUGUUGCAUGGACAUUGAGGCAUGAAUGAAAGGGAAACAAAAUAUGUUACAUAUUGUUGCAAUAUGUUACAUUAGUUUUACACAAUUGCAUCAUAUGUUACAAAGCAAUAUAAUUGCAUAGUGUUACUGUACAUAGUGAUAACAUAUGCACACUGUUACCUAAAAUUAUACAGUUACAUAAUUGGUACACACUGUUGACUGUUACAUAAUAUAUGCUAUUGCACAGCUGCAUGACACAGUAUUGCAUGGUUUACUUUCUCUUAAAUAGUAUAUAUAUUAAUUGUCACUUGUUAUAUAGUGUUGCAUGAUGUUACUCAAUGUUGCAUGGUGUUGAUAAUAUUGCACAGUGGGUUUUCUCUAAAAAUACAUAUGUGCAUUAUUUCCAAACUACCAUUUUUUAGCUUUAUGCAUAAUUAACUCCUUUUAGAUUAAUUUUUAAAGUUCCCAAGUUUCAUAGCAACAUUGUGUUUGAUAACAGUGUUAAGUUUGUCUUUGAUAAAUCAUAUUUAUUCCCACUUAAUUAAUCCAAAGCUGUCCUGAUUUAGAAUGAUAAUGUUGUCAUAACAAUUUCUGUACAUGCCUUAAUUAUACUGUAACAAUAGUCUUCCUGAUCUUUCCAGAUCUUUUUUGCCUUUAGUUGAUUUUUGUUUACGUUUUCAUGAUAGGACCUGACAUGACAAUACCUAGACAGUCUAUAACUUACUGUAUAAUAUAUUAUCCAUUGAACUAUAGAAGCUGUAUAAUUACUUUAUGUCUUACCAAGAUCAUUUGUCUUAUAUUGGCCUCACUGCUUACAUUAGGUAAUUGAAGCUAUAGCUUCACUAAGCCCUCUGUUUACUUAUCAGACAAUUUAACAUUACUUGGUUGUCAAGUCAGACCAGUGCAGUGUAAAUAUUUGUUGGGGUUGUUGCUUGGUUGCAAAUCUCAAAAUAAAGAAUGUUUCUAAUUCUAGAUUAAAGUUCAUAUAUAUAGUGAUAAUUUUUGUCAAAAAGUAUUGGCUAACUGUUAAAUGUUUUGAGCUUCUGUCUGCAUAAUCUAACUGCAAGUGCACGAAUGCCUUUUGCCUGCUCCGCUCAUGUGUUAUAAUAAUAAAAUAUAAAUGUUUAUGACCUGAAAUGUACCCACUUCCCCGUAGUGUUUUUCAGUGGAGUUUUGCAAUUAUAAAUUACAUCAGUACUGUAUCUUGCCAGACGAUUUUGCUCAUCAAGGCGAGAGCAAUGGCACUCAGUCUUUACAAUAAAUUUUAUUCCAUGUUUUAGGUUUUAAUUGUUCAUUAUUUGCCUAUGGACAAACCGGUGCAGGGAAGUCAUAUUCUAUGGUUGGUUAUGGACCAAACAGGUUACUUUAAUUCCUUUGUAUUCCUAAAUUACUGAAUGACCAGCAUUAACCAGUACUCCACAAGUUCUGAGAAUGUGCCAUUAACUUUUGUAAAUCCCCUAUUAAGACCCUAGCUCUCUAAUAAGCCCCCGAGUCCCCUAUUAUAAGCCCCUUUCUCUCUACUAUGAGUCCUCUCUCUAUUUAAAUAAGCCCCCUUUCUCUAAUGAGCUCCAUCUCACUAAUCACAUACCCUCUUUCUCUAAUAAGCAGACCCUCUUCUCUCUUAACCCCCUCUCUCUAAUAAGCUGUUCUCUAGCUCUAAUGAGCAUCCCUCUCUCUCUAAUAAGACACCCCCACCCCCCGCAUUUUGGAAGAACGAACUUAUUGUUAAGUCCAACUCCCUAUUAAGCCCCCACCCACUUCCUCUCUUUCUUCAAAACUGCAGAAAACACAAGUGGAAUUUCAUAUUAAUUUAAUGCAUUUCAUUCUUACUGCAUUUCGGAAAAAUUUAUAAGCCCCCUUCUCAAGUAAAUAAGGCCUCAGGGGACCUAAUAGAAGAUUUGUGGUAAAUGUUUCUUUCUGCAUUUUAGGGGUAUUGUUCCAAUCACAUGCGAUGAAUUAUUUAAGAGUAUUACUGAAAACAAAGGCAAAGGCAAUAUUGUAUGUUAAAGAAAAUAAUUCAAUAUUCUGCAUUAGUAAUGUCUUUUUGGUAACAUUAAAAUCUUAUUCUGUUUUCACAUGUUUUUACCUAGCGUUAUGAGGUGACGUUCAGUAUGCUGGAAAUUUACAAUGAACAAGUUCGGGAUUUGCUAACAAAAGACAAUCCUAAAGGUGGUUUGCAGGUAUACAAGUUUAAAACAUAGUUCGGAAAGGGGUCGUAUCCCACCCUUUUUUACAUUGAAGCCAAUGAAGCCCCCCCCCCCUCCCCUCUCGUUCGUUUAGGCACAUACUUUAGUUUAUGAACAAGCGCGCAGAAUGUGAACGCAAAUGAGAAAAAGAAACACGCAAUCAUAUAGCUCACGCAAGAUGAAAAUUCAUGACAAAUUGUCAAGUCAUUGAAAAUGGUUUCCCUAGAGAAAACUGAAACGUCAAUUCUCGGUCAAACAAGGAUGAGAGUUGCAACUUUUGCUCGCGUUUGACCGCCAACUUUCAUUCACUUUGAGCUGGUUCAAAUUUUGACGAAAGUUUUCGUUACGCGCGCGAUAAUAUCCAGUCAACUCUCAUCAACCCCCAUGCAACUCUUGUUCUCGUUUGACUGGCGCAUGAGAGUUGAUAAAACUCUCUCAUGCAAACUCUCAACUCUCAUGCAACUCUUGUUCUCGUUUGACCGGGGAAUGAGAGUUGAUAAAACUCAUGCAAACUCUCGCUUCUUAACUCUCAUUCUCGUUUGAUCAGAGCUUUACUCCCUUUAGUUUAGACAAAAUAUCUAAUUUACAGUAGAAGGUUUUAAUACAAAGCUUUCAUGGGAAGUUUUCGUGAUGAAAAUCUAUGAAUGCAUGCUCGUAGUAGAACCAUGGAUAAUAAAAUAAAUAUAAUAAAGUUAUUAUUUAUUUUAUUAUCCAUGGUAGAACCAUUACACCCACUACUCUUAAAAAAAUCUUCCGGAAAGGACGUCACCUUGGCUAUAGAGUCUCGUUUUCGUGAUUUAGACGUUGGGCUUUAACUAAGGUCGUAUAUAUACACGAAAACGAGGACGAUAGCCAAAGUGGCGUACUUCCGAAAUGGAGUACAGGGCAGGAAAAAAUAAUUUUCUUCCUGGGAGCACAUCCUGGAGACAAAAAUUUCCUGCAGACCAACGGAGUAUUUUUGUGCUAAAUCUGUAAAUCUGCAUGUGCAUAAACAUAUAGUGUUCUAGCUGACCAUGGUUUUAAAUUCAAGGAAUGUCUGUUAAACAUAUGUUCUUGCGCCCAUAGUGGGACUUGGGUGUUAAGGUUUCCUUCAAAUUUUCAAUAAAAUAGUAAAUCUUCAUUCAAACAAAUUUCCUGCAGCUGUUUAAAAUUUCCUGCGAGCAGUGCUCGUGUGCUCGUCUAAUUUUUUCCACCCGUGCAGGUGUGUUAAGAUAACCGAUUUAAAUUUUGACUACUGUUUUGUUCACUUUUCGAAGGUCCGUCAAAACCCAAAAUUGGGAUCGUUUUUCGUGCAAGGUUUGAAGAAAGUCGCCGUUGGAAGUUACAAAGAAAUCGAGAAACGAACAGAGGAAGGUCGGUUUUUUGUCCAUUUGAAUGAUUCCAACGCAAAGUUAAGAUAUUUGAGAUAAAUUUAUACUGAGCUGAUUCAAGGCCGGAUUUUGGUGGAAGUACUGGGGAAGGUGGAAAUAUAUUUAGGGGAGGUGCAGCGUCUAGCCCACGGCCCCCAUGGAAUGUUAGGACUUAAAAUAUAGCCCUCUAUUAAAGUCAACUACUUGACGUAUGCAUGCAUGUACUACACAUACAGAUAUGUUCAGUGUAUUUAUGAAUUAUGACUGUACGACUCAUCCAAUAUUGCUCUUCAUUACAUUACUACAAAGUUUAUUGUAGACUCUAAACAACGCAUAAAAAAAUAACUUUGAUCUAUCAUUUAGCCUUUCCCAAGGGGAAGUGCAUGACGUUUCAGGGGAGGUGCAAAAAAUCUCAGGGGAGGUGCUCGCCUCCCUUCAAAAUCCGGCCUUGAGCUGAUUUAAUGUCUUGUGAACGUUUUCUCCCCCAGGCACUUCAAACCGUACAGUCGCUGCAACACAGAUGAACGCCACCAGCUCGCGGGCUCAUACGGUUGUCACGGUAACAUUUGACCAGAUCAGCAAGAAUGACUCGGGACAGGAGACAAAGAAGAGCAGUACCAUCAAUCUGGUUGAUUUAGCUGGUAAGAAAAACGGAUUUGGUAGUAAACUAGAUAUUCUCCUCAAUAGCUUGUGCAGGUAAAGACACGAAAAAUCUUUGCCAUUUGCAUGUUUUGCCAUGCAGAGUGUAUUUUCCCUUAUAAGUUGUAAGAAAGUUUUCAAUCUUAAAUUAAUUGAAUGCCAUAUCUUCAUACUUUCGUAUUGUAUAUUAAAACUUAGCAGUUUUACCAGUAUUAAGGUGCUCUGUUCAUUUCUGUGGUUCAUUUUGACACAACUGCUCGUUUUGAGAGAUUGGUGUCACGUGGCCAAUCCAUGAAAAGGGCCUAUUCCAGAGGAUUUGAGCUAUGCCUGGAUGAAUAGGCAUAUCAUAUGCUAAUACACAAGACGGAAUUUACUAUAGUCAUGUGAACAUUUUGAAAAACGAGGCACUAUCCAAGUUUUUUAGAAAACUUUGAAAAGUUUAUUUUAUAACUUUAUCUCAAACGAGUUCACCAGUAUUAAUUACUUUGCAUCAAGCCUUGUGUUUUGAUCGUAAAUGAGUUUGAAAAUUUCCUUCAUAUUUUCCUUUCUUCAUCAAUUUCUCGCAGGGAGUGAAAGAGCGGACAGUACAGGCGCCACAGGUGAUCGUCUCAAAGAAGGCGCGAACAUCAAUAAAAGUUUAUCAGCCUUAGGGAACGUUAUUUCCGCCUUGGCUGACCUCUCUAUGGGCAAGAAGAAGGUCAUGGUUCCUUAUCGUGAUUCUGUUCUUACCAAGUUGCUACAAAAUGCAUUGGGUGGUAACAGUAAAACUAUUAUGAUAGCUGCUUUAUCACCUGCUGAUAUUAACCAUGAUGAAACGCUUGGUACCCUCAGGUUUGUGAAAUAAGUUUGGUGGUUGAGUUGAACGUUUUUAACAGAGUGUUGAUGACACAGAUAUUAGUGCAUGGUGGCCUGGCUUCGGCUCGUGUGAUAUACAGUCGAUUAUAAUUUCCUCUUUGUUGCAUGUGAGAAGCGCGCUUGACUUCAAAAAACAACAGCAUUCACAGUACUUGGGUUUCAUCCUGUAGUAACACUGGAUCAAUAAGAGAUAGAUUUUGCUGCGCAUGCAGCUUGAGGAAGAACAGUUAAGAAUUGGUGGGGCUAUUCACUAUAAAUAUAGUUCAUUUAGUUUUGGUUCCACUGGGAAAAAUGUGAAAUCCAUACUAUAUGACAUUACCAAUUGCGCCACUGAAUCCAUACUUUCUCCAUACUAUUUCGAUACUAUAUAUCCAUAUAGUACCAGGUGAUCUCGUGUUCGUAUUUUAGCCAAUCAGCGCUCAGAAAGGGUUGUCCGAAUAGAAAUCCAUUUUGAUGUAUUCAGUCAAUUAUAUCUUUCAUUAUUCUUUAUGAAACUAGUUGAAAUUUUGUAAUUAUGUUUGGUUAUGAGAACUAUAGCUCUGACAAAAAUAUGGAAUCGAAAUAAAGUAUAUUACAGGAGACAUUCAGUUGUUUUAAUCAUAAAAUGGAUUUCUAUUUGACAACUAGUGCCAGUACUUUUCUGCGUAUCAAGAUCACCUGGAUGGCAAUCUACAAUUAUUAUGGAUAAUCAAAAUCCAUUCUAUUUCCAAUAAAGGUUCAUACAAUUUCCAUUCUAUGGAUUUUCAAAUUUUUUCCAGUGUUUUUGAAAUCUCUACGUAUUAUACUAGGUAUGCAGAUCGUGCAAAGAAAAUCAAAAACAAAGCAGUGGUUAAUGAAAACCCGAUGGACAAGCUGAUUAGAGAACUCAAGGAGGAGAAUGAGAAGUUGAAGAAGUCCUUGCAAGGGGGAGGUGUACCCGAGGUGGGGGGAGGAGCAUUGAGUGCCGAAGGUGCGUCUAUUUGUUUGCGGGCUUUUGGGAUACCAUGCAUAAAGAAUGAUUGGUUGAACAGGUCAACAUCAAAACAUGCAACCUCGUUCCCAGGCUCAACAUGGGACUCAUAUUUUUGCCCGACAAAUUAUUGAAUAUUGGAUUUACGCUCUUGAUCACACCCUCAACAAUACACGUUUUCCCCAUGAGUAUAUGAUUAUGUUUAUGAUUCUUUACUAACAGAAAAAGAGAAAAUGAAAAAGGAAAUGGAAGCUGAAAUCCGAGCACAGUUGGCUUUGAAUCAAGAAGCGAUGCAAAGUUGGGAUGAAAAGGUCAGAUAACCGAGAAAACAUUUCUACGUUAAUUAGGGCCUGUUUACCGGGAAAUAGCGCAAUCAGAGGCGGAAAAUAUUUUUUCUUUCUAGGAACCUGGGUUUAGGGCUCAAACGUUUCUGCAAAAGAUUACAAUAUUAAGGCCCAUUUCUACUCAUGAAAAUGUUUCGCAGAAAGAAAAUUUUGUAAAUCGUGAUUGGCCGACACAAAUUUUCCGUCGGAAAACAUUUUGAAGUUGAAAAUUUUCAACUUUUAACAAUUAUAUUUUCGGAAAAUUCUCUGUCCGUGGAAAUGGACCUUAAUGUUAUAGGGAUGCCUGGAACUCUGUGUUGAUGUGAUUUGAUAAUCUUUUAGUUGGAGAAAUCUCGAAGUGAGGAAGUGAGUGAUUCGUCUCAAUCAAAAAUUGCUGAUAUUCCUCAUCUUGUCAACUUGAACGAAGAUCCAAUGUUGUCUGGAGUGGUCCGACAUUUCCUUGAAGGAGGUAAAGCAGCCAUAUUUGAUAGCUGAAGUGUUGGUGAGACCACGUAGUUCGAUUUCUGAAGUUGUUUGUUAAUGUCUUGUUUUCCUUUUGGUGAAACAAGGAAGAACAACUUUUGAGGUAUUCAGGAAAUAUCACAGAGCUUGCGAAUUGCUGUUUAAAAAAAACGUGGCCAUCUAAAGUCAAACGUGACCGUCCAUACAGAACGGCUGCCCGGCUAAAUACCUGGUUGGACAUCCUUCAUUUUACGAAGCAAAUAACUUAUUUUCAUUAUAUCUUAUUGCAGAGGAGAUGACGAUUGGCAGAAAAGAUGCAGACCCUGCUCCAACCAUAACGCUUAGUGGAUUAAGGUAUAGUUAUGUACGAUAUAUAGUUUUUUUGUCUUAUUGUCGAUUUCGAGUCACUUUUCAACGCGCGGAUCCCAAGUUUUUUGCGUACUUACCAAUUACGUUUCCAUGUUCGAAAAUGUGGCGUGAACUUCGCAACGAAGUUCGCAAGUACCAUUUCAAUGUUUGAACCUCGUUCGUAAACAAAUGUUUAUAGCUCAAUAAUAAUAACCAAAUCAAUGAAAUACAAACCUUUGGAACGUUCCUUUGCAAUUGUUAAUUUGAACUGGAACUGUGAACAAUUGUUAUACUACUGUAGAAGUUCGAACAUUGAAAUGAACUGCGAACUUUGUUGCGCCCAAUUUCCGAUCUUGGAAAUUUAUUUGGCAUGUUCGCAACAAAUUUGGGAAGUACGCGUUGAAAAGUGACCUGGAAUCGACAAUAAUGGAUUAACAAUAUAUAGCAAAUGGCUUUUUAGUAAGUGAUGAUUCUAUCAUGUGCCAUUGAUCAAGUUUUGUUUUCCGUACAUUUUAGUAUUCAAAAGCAACAUGCGGUGAUUACGGUGAAAAACGGUGAGAUUACAAUCAAGCCUGCAGCACAAGGUGCUAAGACGAAGGUGAACGGAAUGCCUCUGCCUGGCGAACGUGUGUUGAAACAUCUUGACAGAGUUUUAUUUGGUAAGUAUGGCACACUCGAAAAGAUUGUUAAUCAUGCUUGCUUGUUAAAACAAUGAUAGCAAACACUGCAGAUUUUCUUCGGGUGUUCCUGUUUCCUCCAGUGAUAAUAGUGAACCAAUAGCCGUGGAAAUGUCAGAGAUCGGAGCAGCUUUUGAAAGGAACAGGUUAUUACGCUCGCUUCAGAGUGACGAAACGUAACAAAGCGACGGUUUUACUAGCACUAACCCAAUUCCAAACACCAACUCUAAUCAGUGGCGAAGCCAACCCGACAAUUUUUUGGUCAUGCUAUGCAAAAUUUAAAUCAUUAAUUUCUUUAGAAAUUGAUUAUUUUCACGGUCUAUGAACACUGAAAUAUUUGCAUAGCAUGACCAAAUUGUCGGGCUGGCUUCGCCACUGACUCGUACCUAAAUCUACUCCAAGUUUGUUUCUAAACCAAUCUUGAAGAAAAAAGUUUUGUCGAAAUGUCAUUCUGAGCUCAGCAAACUAACCUUUCCCUUUUCGAAAACUCAGAGAACUGAAAACUCAGAGAAGAUGGUGAAUCAGGGUAACCCUUUUCCUUAAACUAUUUCAGGCUCAAAUCAUCUCUACUACUUGGUCAAUCCGAAGAACUCUGAAAAGAGCGAAGGAUCGCCUGAUGAAGUGGACUGGAACUAUGCGCAGAAGGAAAUGGCUGAAGCAACCGGUUUUCAAACUGGUUUUGGAAGUGGAUUAUCGAAAGGUAUUUUGUGUUUUAUUCAAUUAAUUAGCGAAGGCCCUCCGUCACUUGGCUACUAACGUCCACGAAGGGCCUUCUCUCGAAACGUCGACGUUUUCCUUGUCUUUGUCAGGUCCUGUAGUUGCAUCCCUAUCAAUCCAAUUUAAGCUCCCUGCUAUUUCAGUUCACCUGGAAAAAAAUUGUGUUAAUUGUUAGAGUUCUUUCCUCUGAUUUGCUAUAUAUGCAUGAAUGAAGCCAGUGGUUAACAAGCUACACACGUAAAAACGCACAAGUUGUAACAAACCUGCAGCAGACUUGUAGCAAUGCUGUUCCAACAACUUGUCAACAGAAUGUGUUCGCACUUGGCAACGGCUUGUUGACAACUUGCUACAAGGUUGUUGAGUUCAACAGACUUGUUACAAGUUGUUCCAACAAUUUGUUAUCGUCCUGCAAUUCAACAAGUUGUGAGUGACAAGCUUGUAGCAACUUGAUAAAAUAACAGCAUUGUUAGAACUUGUUGACAAGCUUGCUACAAGUCUGUUGCGAACACAUCUUGUUAACAAGUUGUGAGAUUUUUACGUGUGUAGCCGUGUGACACCGGUGUUCACUAAUAUGCUAGCUGUUCAACCUCGUGCUGGUUGCACAUGCGCGUUCGUAUAUGUAUCUACAUGUAUCCCAACAAACACCGCGGAAAAACGUCUGCGCAUGCGUCAACCUUACCUGUAAUAGUAUUGCGAACUUGAUGAGAAGCUGUUCCGAACGUUUCCGAAGGCUCAAAAUGGCGGUAAAAAGGAGUGACUUCAUUGUGCGUCUUUACAGCCAGAUUUCGAGCGCAAAAAUAAACAUGUCAUUCUAAAAACGAGGAAUAAAUACAGCCAGAAGAUUCAAGAAAUUGUAUUGUGCAAGAACAUGAACUAAAGGUGAUUGUUGACAAAUUUAUCGUCUGAAACAUUUUGUUUAUCAACUAAGCAACGACAAUUUCCGAAUUUUCGUUUGAGAUACAUUUCUUUAAAAAAAACUGUGUCGCCAAAUAUAAAAAAUUUUCGUGUUCACAAUAAUUAAACUUUAGGAUUUAUUCUACAAUUUGAGUGGGUUAAGAAGCUUAACUUUUCGAGAGUUUUCUUAACUUUUUAGUUUGAAUUUUUGUUUUGAAUAAUUUUGCGAAUAAUUUUGCAAAAAUUUUCGAAGUCGUAUCCGUUAAAAUCAACAAUUUUUUACAUGAAUUAUAUUUCAUUCCAUACUUUAAAUGCCAGGACGCUUUCAAUUAAUGUCUAGUCUACCCAUUUGCUAUAUUUUCUCGUUUGUUUUACUAAUUUUUGACCAAUUAAUAAGCAAGUUUUUGUUUUAGAAAUUGAUAUUCAAAUUACCCGCCAUAUUUUCAUAAUUUGGUGCAUGCGCAGACGUUUUUCCGCGGUGUUAUCCCAACAUGUCUUUGCUUGUGAAUUCUAGAUCAACAACUUGCCCAAGAACAAGUGUUGGAAUUGUUACCUUUGGUUGGUGAAGCAAAUGCCAUCAGCGAGGAACUCGAUAAACACAAGUAUAUGAAAAACUGAAUUUUGUUUUGAAUUCUUGAGAUAUUAUCUUAUUAUUAUGCUCUUAUUAUUUUAGGAACUUUGAACUGGUGCUUAUAUCUGGUGCAGCUCAAGGAAAUCUAAGUGGAAACACAAAGUACGUAGAUGGUGCAAAUUGAUUGUGCAAAUAUUUCUUGUAUGAUGUCAUAACGAAAAGGAGUUUAUUAUAUGCAGUGAUAUGGAACAAGCAUAUUGAACAUUUGUUUCUUGUAGGGUAAUGGUGAAAAUGACUGAUCUUCUCAAUGGAAAUUCAUGGCUGUGGGAUCGUGGAAAGUUUAUGAAUCGCCGAUAUCUCAUGCAGGUAUGCAUGCACUCUUUAUAUAAAUAACAUCAAGCACCAAGGUGAUUAAGGCUUGUGCGUUCCAACUCAUUUUAUUCCGGACAAGCAAUUUUACUGACUUGUCUUGUUGCUCUCACGGCAAGCGGUCAAAUAUAGUUCAGUUGCACUGCUAUACGACAAACUAAAGGUAUCAACAUUUCUUCAUUUAGGAUCUUUAUCAAAAAUUCUUGGACGGCGAUGCGGGCGUGGCAAAUAUUCCCCACGAGGAAGAUCCAUUCUGGGAACCUCCUGAGGAUACCCUGGUUGGAACUGCCAAUGUUUUCUUGCAAAGUUUGGCUUAUGCUUUGGAUUUCGAUGAUAAACUCAGUGUCACUGACUACAAGGUAGUGUAUAUGAUACUUAUGAUCAAGCUUUUUAAUGUGAAAAUAUUCCCAGAGGGUGGGAUGAUAAGUUUCUUAUUUGUUUCAUUUGCUUUUGUGCAGGGUUCCGAGCAAGCAUCUCUGUAUGUGAAUGUUACGCCGUGCAAUCAAAGCGGGAAGUCGUUAGAUGAAGAUUAUUUCGUCGAUGACACGAAGGAAUUAUUGGGCAAACCUUAUCAUUAUAAGGUUGGAUUAUCAAAUCAAUAUAUACGCAUGAAGACUAACGCCAGGGACUCUGUUUGUGGCGACCUUAUACACCCCUAGCCAAUAAUCUUGCGCGCGCUCAGCUUAGCCAUUGAUCUCCAUAAAGUACCUUGAUUUCCUCUUAAGUACUGGGAUUGAAGUUUUCUUGGUUUCCCGUUGAACGAGUUUGUCAAAACUUAGGCUCAAACUUUAUAGACUCGCUUGUUCAAACGAGUCUAUUUCUCAAAGGUAUUCCUCCUAAUUGUGGCAGACUAGAUAUGAAGGUUCCUAAACAAUUUUUAAAUGUAAAAUAACUAAGUUCACCACAAAGCAAACUCUAUCGCAAUUAUCGCCGAUCUGACAUUAUCGCUUUAUCUAGGUAACAAUUCGUACAGCAGAAGUGCACAACUCGCGCUUUUCAAAAGGAUUAUACGUACAAUACAAGACAUACGACCAGUCAGAAGAAUACACAAAGUCACCUGUUGUCAAAGACUGUUUAUCUCCAGAGUUUAAUUAUUCUACGAUCUUCUCAUUCCCUGCCAUCAGAGAUGAGCAUUUGGAGUGGUUCGAUACUGGAUGUAUAACAUUGAUGAUGUAUGCGAUACAAGAGGACUCCCUGGCUGAUGCCAGACUGUCCAAAAUGACUACAAAGGUACAGUAGGAAGUCUGAACAUUAUUUUCAGUGAAUCACAGUAGGUUAUUAACAGUUUAGCUAUAAUAUCAGUCGUUGGGAAUAGCAAGCCUCCCCCAGUGAGCUCCAUAUAUAUCUGGAUGGAGAACUCGAGUCCAAAAAGUGAAGGCAAGAUGGCGCAACUUGAAGAAGUAUAGGACGUGAGUUCCAGUCCCUUUCUAUUGUUUUUGUCUGCGCGGUUAACGAAACUGGCGAGGAGUGUGCCGAAAUUUCGAUCAGAGCUUCACUCGAUCCUGUAAGAGUUAAUGGAAACAGUUCUCAGUUCCUUUGUUGAAACAGGGUAUACUUCUCAGGAUUCAAGGUUAUAAUGUUCCAAAAGAAGGUCAUGGUCAUUUUAAUUCUUAGAUUUUACCGUUUUUCUAGGAAUUGCGACAAAUGGACCAAUACAAAAGGACGGAUGGUAAUCCUUCUCUGAGAAGAAGUGUCUCAACCAAAGUGGAAGGAAGCAAUGAAAUUGCUCAACUAAAAUCUGAAAUUAUUUUACUGAAACGACAGAAUGAACGAUUACUGAAGAAAGAGAAACGAUUACAGGUAACAGAUCUCGACUUGUGGAGUUAUACAAAUCGCUCAAAAGAUUUUCCACUCCUUCCUAACUGUGCACGUCAUGUUAGGUGCCUUGGUGAUACUGUAGUUAGUAAUUGUGGGGUUGUGUGCCUUUCACCUCCGUUUCUUGUUGUGCCAUUAUAUUUUUAAAUAUAUUUUCCCUCAGGCACUUUGUGAAGAAUGGGCUAAAAAACCUGUUGCUGAGCAAGAGUUUGCUGCAUUUCAUCGUCAAGUCUCUGCCGCGGCCUAUCACCAGAGCGGACGACUCAAAUACAGAGUACAUAUGUUGCAAGCGGUAAGUGAAACUUGGAUAUUUUGCGGUAUACGAAAAUUUACUUUUGUAUUGUCAAUAUGGAGGUUCAGAUUUAACUUCCACUCCUACUGCCGCUACCAUUAAGUAACCAUUAACCAAUCAGAUGCGUUUGAUAUAUUCGAUCAACCAAUCAGAUGCGUACUAAGCCAGUGAGAGAGGUAGCGGUAGCGGCAGUGGAAGUCAAAUCUGAACCUCUCAAAUGUAAAGUUUUCUACAUCAUGCUUCUUCAGGGCAAUCACAGAGAAAACAGUUUACCGAGGGAAGGUCUUGAAUUGAGAAAGCCCUGCUAGUCCAGAGGAAAAGUAAAAAAUCAUGCACUUUGUGAAAAAAGCACCAAAUUCACACGAAGUGUAGACUUUAAUAUGAUAAUGAAUCUUAGAUAUGGAGGCAUCACCAAAAUUGAUGCUGGCGGCUUAAAAUUUAGGAUUUCUUAUAUUCUCUCAUUAAACUCUAUUACUGUUUAAAAUUGUGAAAUUGCAGGUUCACAUAUAGCAAAAAUGACGUGCAUGAUUAGAAAGCUUACAAAAAACUACAUAUAAGACUUUUAAAUGGCUGAUUGAUUUUCCAAGCGGUUUUCCAGUUAUUGCUAUUUAAAAACGUGAUAAAUAGGCAAUAAUCCCGCCAAAGUCCUGGACACUAGCCCUAAAACAUAUAUUCAACCGCUCAUAACUCCAGAGGAGUUGGAAAAUCAAAGUAACUGCUUAAAUGUCUUAUAUGCAGUUUUUUGUAAGCUUUCUAAUGACGCAUGUCAUUAUUGCUAUAUGUGAACCUGCAAUUUCACAAUUUUUAAUUGUAUAAGAGAUUAAUAAGAGAAUAUAAGAAAUCCUAAAUUUUAAGCCGUCAGCAUCAAUUUUGGUGAUGCCUCCAUGUCUAAGAUUCAUUAUCAUGUUAAAGUCUACACUUCCUGUGAAUGUGGUGCUUUCUUCACAAAGUGCAUGAUUUUUUCAAAUAUCUGUGCAUAUCCGCUGGACUAUGCAGAUGAGAUUGCAAAACAUACUUUCAUAUUUUCCUGGUGAAAUAGGGUUAAAUCAUGACCAUACUCAUUUAUCAUCGCCAUUUGCCCAUCCCCUAAGGCAUACGUUAAAAGAUCGCCCAUAUUCCUCUCUUCACAAUGAAUCAAUAUAGUUAUAUAAUAUUCAGUUUUUCUGGGGAAAGGCGAAACCGCGAAACAACUAUCAAUUAUGAAAGACAUGAAACUUCACUUUUAAAUUUUUUCCACUGCCUGGGUUUUGGUGGUUAAUACAGAGCCACCUUAAAUGACAUACUUGUUAGGGAUAAGAGUUUAGAUAAAACUGAUUGAAAAUAAUAUACCCGAUUGAUUGAUUGAUUUUCAAUAUCUGCUCUUUAAUCAAUCUUUCAGUUACUAAAAGCUCAGCCAACCGUCGAAGCCAAUGGCCAGGCUAAACUUGAUGGACCGAAGAAAACGGCCGCGGGUAGUCGCGCGUGUGUAGUCAUGUAAUCUCGCGAGAAACGCGCAUGGGGAAAGUACAUUAUUGCGCAGGUCAUUCACACAGCGAAUGACACAAACAGUCAUAAAUUAUUUUUGCGAUGUAGCAUAACACAUCUAACAUAGUAUUUAUAGCAAUGACCGCACAUUUGUAAGUUCACAGUGAACAGCCCUAGCACUUAUUUAAAGAAUCCUCUCCAAAAAAGAUGCUCAAAUGUGAACAAUGGCGUUGGAGCAAGUGGACUCUAGUAUUUUUAAAUCACUAAUAUAGACAGCUAAGUAACAAAGAUGGAACUCUGAUGUCACUUAUUGGUUCUUGCAGCAACGCUAAGAGCUCGAAAAAGGCUCCAUCUAAUUUUGAAGCUGUUUCGGUUUCCAUUUUUGGGGACAAGCUACCACAGAGCCUGUCACGCUGGCUAGCAGUAGAUGGCAAUUUUCACUCCGAUUUUUUGACGCUGUUAAAUUCUGCUCAUUUUUCUCAAGUAGGUAUAAUGUUUCGUUCAGAGUGUUUUUUUUGAACCUGUAAAUGACGUAAUAGUAGUUGACGCCGCUUGUUCAAUCUCGUACUCAGAGCAUACACCCGUUCGCAGGUUAGGUAUAGGCAUGCUCUGGGUUCGAGAUUGCCGCAUAUUCUUCAUCCAUUUGGCACUUAUGUAUAAUACAUUAAUAUAUAUAAUCCAUUCACGAAUGUUAGAUUUGAUUUUGUAUGAAAGAAAAAACAAACGCACAAUGCACAGUGUCUAUCUGUUCCAUACUCAAUCGAGAUAUGAACUGCAUGGACACUCGACAAACUUCAAAGCGUCUAUAAUAAGCAAUGGUUUUUUGUCGAGACGACUUAAAUCUUCUUGUUAAUAUUUCAGCAAUAAAGGCUGGUUUACACUAUCAAAGUUUCUGUGAUCACAGUAGGAAUUUUGCAUCGGUAAAUUCUACUUUUUUAAGGAUUUGUAAGAAAUGUUUGAGGGAACUAGCUACUGACUCGGU
Messenger RNA from Paramuricea clavata, 16866 nucleotides. The record is from the annotation of a GenBank genome assembly. NCBI's taxonomy places the organism in Eukaryota, Metazoa, Cnidaria, Anthozoa, Malacalcyonacea, Plexauridae.